Molecule: messenger RNA, 2199 nt
Organism: Cryptomeria japonica (Japanese cedar)
Lineage: Eukaryota; Viridiplantae; Streptophyta; Pinopsida; Cupressales; Cupressaceae
Product: receptor-like protein 7
Exons: 3
Coding region: 1-2199 (732 amino acids)
Cellular component (GO): plasma membrane
Molecular function (GO): protein binding
Source: RefSeq, a predicted model, not a curated record
AUGGGCGGCCAUAAUCGAAGUCGGUCAAGUAAUAUGUGGAAUUUAGGUCGCGAACAGCAAAAGCUCAUGUAUUUGUUGUCUUCUUCCAUUCUCCACGCUCUUCUCUUUCCCAUCGAAUCCAGUGUCGUUCUCGUUGAAUCCGAAGCACUCCUUCGCUUCAAAGAGGCCUUCAAUGAUUCAGAAGGCUCUCUGAGUUCGUGGGUAAAUGGAACAGACUGUUGCACCAUGUGGGAUGGCAUAGACUGCGAGUAUGACACGAACCGUGUUAUAUCUCUUGAUGUCUUUCGGUCUGAUGCAGAUAAUUACUACCAAGGUGUUAUCUCUCAGAGCGUGUGCCAACUUCAUUUUCUCACAUCAGUGACAAUAUUUGGAGUAUCAGGUACACCUCCUCCCUGUUUGGGAAAUCUCACAUAUAUUGAAAGUUUGGAUUUAGAUUCGAAUGAACUGAGUGGGAUGAUUCCCUCUUCCAUUUGUUUUCUCACCCGCCUUAGAUACCUUGAUUUAUCUUCCAAUGAAUUCAAUGGAAAUAUACCUUCUUGCUUGGCCACUCUUCCUUCUUUAACUCAGCUUGACCUUCGUGGAAACAAGCUUAGUGGAAGCAUACCCGAUUCUCUGGGUAAUUUUUCUUCUAUUGACUAUCUAGAUCUUUCUGAUAAUAACCUCAAUGGAAGCAUACCUUCAUGUCUGUAUAACCUUUCUUCUUUAACCAAUCUUUUGCUUGGGGACAACCAACUCAGUGGAAGCAUACACGCUUCUUUGGGCAAUCUUUCUUCUCGUAAAUAUCUAUAUCUUUCCAAUAGCCAAUUAAUUGGGAACAUACCCAAAUCUCUUGGAAGUCUUUCUUUGAUGACGGAUUUAUAUCUGGGAGACAAUCAGUUGACCGGUAACAUUCCAAAUUCCUUGAGCGAUCUAUCUUUGCUCCGGUAUUUGUAUCUUGAAAACACCCAACUAACUGGAAGCAUUCCUCCUUCAUUUGCUAAGCUUUCGUGUCUCACUAGCUUGUAUGUUCGUGACAAUCGUUUCAAUGAAACAGUAUCUUCUUCGUCGCUUCCAGCUUCUUUGAAUGUCCUAUCACUGUCAGUUAACCAUAACCAGUCAGUUUCAGAAACUUUCUUUCACAACCUUACAAGACUUGAGUUAUUGUAUUUAUCUGACUGUAUGCUAAAUAUUAGCUCAACUUGGAUUCCAUCCUUUCGAUUACGUGAAAUAAGCUUAGUGUCUUGUAUGAUUGGUGAGGAAAUUCCAACUUGGAUUUCAACCCAAUUCUUGCUUGAAACACUAGAAUUAGUUAACACUAGUCUUGUGGGAGAAAUUCCUUCUUGGUUAUGGGAAACCAAUCCUCGGUUGAAAUCUCUAAAUCUUUCAAGAAAUCAUCUAGAAGGAACCUUACUCUCAAAUACUUCAAUAUGGAUGCAAUUAGAAGUACUGGAUGUAUCUAGAAAUUUAUUAAGUGGGCAUAUCCCAUCAAUUUGGUCACCCCAUAUAACACAAUUGCUGCUCAAUGCCAAUUUCUUUAAUGGUAAUAUUCCUUCAAGCUUGGGUAGAAUAUCUCAAUUCCGAAUAUUAAAUUUGGCAAAUAAUAACUUGAUCGGAGCAAUCCCUAUGAGCUUAGGCAAAUUAUGUCAACUCCUGCUAUUAAAUUUUGAAAAUAACUAUUUAACUGGAGUGAUUCCUGCAAGCUUGUUCAAAUGCUCUUCUUCCCUCGUAGUCAUAAAUUUGGGAAAUAAUAGUUUGGAGGGAAGCUUACCUGAUGAUUUCAGUCAUUUAAUUGAAUUAUAUUCAUUUGUUGUUCAUGAUAACAACUUGAAUGGACCAGUCCCAAUCUCAAUAGUAAAUUGUUCAAAGCUACAGGUUCUUGAUAUUGGGAAUAAUUUAUUUGGAGGAGAAAUACCAAAAAUAAUUGGAAAUAUCUCUGAGUUAAGAGUUUUGGUGAUGAAGGAGAACAAUUUUUCAGGCAGUAUUCCUCCAGAGAUUGGCCAACUAAAGAGUCUCCAAAUUUUGCUCCUUUCUUCCAAUCAUAUCUCAGGUUUUAUUCCACACACAAUUGUAUCAUUCCAAGCAAUGUCAAUAGAAAGUCAAGCUGCAUUUGUAUUGUCUUCUUCUGAUGUAUAUUAUAGGGAUGGAUUGGAUAUGAAUUUAAAAGGCACAAAUCAACACUAUGAAUAUAUUCUUUCCACUCUCACAUGUAUAGAUUUGUGA